ACUUCCGGGCCGGUCGAAGCCCUUUCCUCGGACAUGACGACAGAGUGUCAACAUGCAAGAUGGCGGCGCAUCACCGACAGAACACGGCGGGGCGGCGGAAAGUGCAGGUCUCCUAUGUAAUUAGAGAUGAAGUGGAGAAGUACAAUCGGAACGGCGUAAAUGCACUGCAGCUUGAUCCAGCACUAAACAGACUCUUCACAGCGGGCCGCGACUCCAUCAUCAGGAUAUGGAGUGUCAACCAGCACAAGCAAGAUCCUUAUAUAGCAUCUAUGGAACAUCAUACAGACUGGGUGAAUGAUAUUGUACUCUGCUGCAAUGGCAAAACUUUAAUAUCUGCUUCUUCCGAUACUACUGUUAAAGUAUGGAAUGCACACAAGGGAUUUUGCAUGUCCACACUAAGGACGCACAAGGAUUAUGUAAAAGCCUUGGCGUAUGCAAAAGAUAAAGAAUUGGUUGCGUCUGCUGGGCUGGACAGACAGAUAUUCCUCUGGGAUGUAAAUACGCUAACAGCACUGACUGCCUCAAAUAACACUGUCACAACUUCUUCUCUCAGUGGGAACAAAGAUUCUAUCUACAGCCUUGCCAUGAAUCAGAUGGGAACAGUAAUUGUAUCAGGGUCCACUGAAAAGGUUUUAAGGGUUUGGGAUCCCAGAACCUGUGCAAAGCUUAUGAAACUUAAAGGGCACACAGACAACGUUAAAGCUUUGCUGUUGAACAGAGAUGGCACACAGUGUCUUUCCGGCAGUUCUGACGGGACCAUCAGACUCUGGUCUCUCGGUCAGCAGAGGUGCAUAGCUACCUACAGAGUCCACGACGAAGGAGUCUGGGCCCUGCAGGUCAACGAAGCCUUCACUCACGUUUAUUCGGGCGGAAGAGACCGAAAGAUAUAUUGUACGGAUUUACGGAAUCCUGAUAUCCGGGUGUUGAUCUGUGAAGAAAAGGCGCCAGUUCUUAAGAUGGAACUCGAUCGCUCAGCAGAUCCUCCUCCAGCUCUUUGGGUUGCCACGACUAAAUCAUCUGUGAACAAAUGGACUUUGAAGGGAAUUCACAACUUCAGGGCUUCGGGGGACUACGACAACGAUUGCACUAAUCCUAUUACACCUCUCUGCACACAGCCUGACCAAGUUAUUAAAGGGGGUGCUAGUAUUAUUCAGUGCCACAUUCUCAACGACAAGAGACACAUAUUAACCAAAGAUACAAAUAACAACGUGGCGUACUGGGAUGUGUUAAAGGCGUGUAAAGUAGAAGACCUUGGGAAAAUGGACCUUGAAGAAGAGAUUAAAAAAAGGUUUAAAAUGGUGUACGUGCCAAACUGGUUUUCCGUAGACCUAAAAACCGGGAUGUUGACGAUUACUUUAGAUGAGAGUGACUGCUUUGCAGCUUGGGUCUCAGCAAAAGAUGCCGGGUUCAGCAGUCCAGAUGGAUCAGAUCCUAAAUUGAACCUUGGCGGACUUUUGCUGCAGGCGCUCUUAGAAUAUUGGCCCAGAACACACAUCAAUCCGAUGGAUGAAGAAGAAAAUGAAAUGAACCAUGUGAAUGGCGAGCAGGAGAAUCGAGUGCAGAAAGGGAAUGGCUACUUCCAGGUGCCACCACACACCCCUGUUAUCUUUGGCGAAGCUGGAGGGCGCACUUUGUUCAGGUUAUUAUGCCGGGAUUCCGGUGGUGAAACAGAAUCCAUGCUCCUUAACGAAACUGUGCCACAAUGGGUAAUUGACAUCACUGUGGAUAAAAAUAUGCCAAAAUUCAAUAAGAUUCCCUUCUACCUCCAACCUCAUUCAUCCUCUGGGGCAAAAACACUGAAGAAGGAUCGACUGUCAGCCAGUGACAUGUUGCAAGUCCGUAAGGUGAUGGAGCAUGUCUAUGAGAAAAUAAUAAACCUGGACAAUGAAUCGCAGACCACCAGCUCUUCCAACAACGAAAAAGCGGGAGAACAGGAGAAAGAAGAGGAUAUUGCAGUUUUAGCAGAAGAGAAAAUUGAACUCUUAUGUCAGGACCAGGUUUUGGAUCCAAACAUGGACCUUCGGACGGUCAAGCACUUCAUAUGGAAGAGCGGCGGCGACUUGACCCUCCACUACCGCCAGAAGUCGACGUGAGAGCCAAGCGGCGGGCCCAACUGGUGGCAAA
Messenger RNA from Euleptes europaea (tarantolino), 2124 nucleotides. It is a transcript of the gene WDR48, whose product is annotated as WD repeat domain 48. The record is from RefSeq and is a predicted model, not a curated record. Gene Ontology annotation, biological process: protein deubiquitination; double-strand break repair via homologous recombination. The transcript is spliced from 19 exons. Gene Ontology annotation, molecular function: ubiquitin binding. Lineage: Eukaryota; Metazoa; Chordata; Lepidosauria; Squamata; Sphaerodactylidae. The coding region runs from base 60 to 2093 and encodes 677 amino acids.